AUGUCAUCUUCUAGAUACCCAGACAAGCAGCCAUUAAGGGACGACAACAUCCGCUUGAUAAGGAUAUUACCGGGAAAUUGGGAAGACGAGAUACGAUGCGACCUAUACACUGAAUCACUAUCGAAACGACCUAAAUACCAUGCUCUGUCUUAUGUUUGGGGUUCGGCCCUCGUCAAAAAGCCUAUCAAACUAAACGAUAGCACGUUCGAAGCAACUACAAAUCUCGAAUCAGCAUUGCGCCAUCUCCGACAUCAGCGACUGGGCCUGCCCUUGUGGGUUGAUGCUUUAUCAAUCAACCAGACUGACAACCAGGAAAGGACACAUCAAGUGCAAUUAAUGGGCAAUAUUUACAAAUCAUGCCUCAGGGUACUCGUAUAUCUAGGCGAUGACCUUAAGGUCUAUUAUUCUAAAGCCAACCCAAAUAAGGAUAUCCCCAGCUUGCCAGCGAUGACAGCAUUUUACUUCAACAGCACUGAUCGACCUUACAUAACACGUUUCCUAGGCAAGCCAUCCAAAGCAAAGGUAGCGCAAUGGAGGUCCGAAUUAGUCGAUCCUAUGAGAGACAGAACAUUUGAAACCGUCCAGAUUUUCUCCUUCAUUCGUGCACUUUCUUACAUGGACCACCUUAGCGAUUUGCCCAUCCUCUCUCCAGGCAAGAAGAAUAACUUUGCCGAAAGCGAUUUGCACCACCUCUUUGAAAUCCUGAGCCGGCUCAUGCGUGCGCCUUCCACAAAAUGGUGGACCCGUAUCUGGACUGUCCAAGAGGUUGUAUUGCCCCCUGAAAUCACCCUAAUGUGUGGGACGGUUUCCGCACCAUGGCCGAUGUUUGUCGAAGCCGCUCAAAAGUUUCGUGAACACAUCCUGUCGUGCUGUUCCGGCAUUCAAUCAUCCUUGUCCAAAUACUGCCGGGAAGAAAUCGUUCACUUUAUGAAGGAGGUUGACAACGUCGAGGAUUCCAGGACCGUUUACAGACACACGGCCGCAAGGAGUCGGUCUUGUGACAACGUGUCAAUUCUAUCAUACCCAGAUUAUUCGUGGGGAACCAAGUUAUCCUUACUGUCUAUUCAGAUCAAAUUCCGACGUCGUGAAGCCUCAGACGCGCGCGACAAAGUGUACGCACUGCUCAGCCUCGUCUGUCGACCUGCAGAUCAACCGGCCAUACUUCCAGAUUAUACAUUGGAUAUAUCAGAAGUAUAUACAGUGGCUGCCGUGCAGUGUAUUUGUGAUAGUAGGGUACUUGCAAUACUCACGGCUGCUUCUAUGAUAAGACCCUGCCCCAAAUUGCCGACUUGGGUGCCCAACUGGGAAUGCCUGGACGAAAAGGAUUUCGGGGAACGACUCCGCAUGACAGGCUUCUAUGGAACAACGCCUUCCUUAAGUCGUCUUCCAACAAUGCAAUACUUCUCAGCAGAUCGCAAACCCAUGCUGAUGCUAGAAGGCAGAUGCUUGGAUUACGUGACUCACGUCGGCGAAACGAUCACCGAAGACACGCUCGAAGACAAGUUGAGGAGCCCACUGUCAUGGAAAGAUUCUAAAGGCAACAUGCACGUCAUGUCAAAUACGCACAAGACUUCUGAAUUCUGGAGAGUCCUAUGCGCAGAUAUUGUUUGGGACGAUGGACACUGCCGGCGAGCAACCCCUAAAGAUCAUGCUAAAUUUCUGAUCUGGGAUAUCUUCAGCGAGCUAUCUAUUAUCGAUACCAACAUGGAUUCCUUAAGUCAUCUUUUGUCCAGGUCAGAACGACUACGACUGAUGCUGGGUGCUUUGAGGAAUGCGGAAUAUAUUUCAGAGAAUAAUGCGGGGCGAGUGGGCAUGAUCUUUUGUGCCAUGUUUCCAGACAAAGCAGAGAGACAAUUACUGAUUUCUAAGGCUUUCAAAACAGAUGUUCUUGAUGAAGGGACCGAGACGCAGAAGAGUUUGGCAGCUCCAAUCGACAUCUCCAAUGAUGCUGUAGAGGAGAUGCCACUAAGUAAGGGAGCAGGACAUUCAGUCCUACCGCUAAUCCCCCAAGACAGCUUAACACCAGGACAAGCUCAAUCCGGCUUGGAAUUGGUCGAUUGGGUUCGAAUGCGAUCCCUCGUCGAAGGCCUCUACGAGACAAAAACAACAUCUGGUAAUACAGGCUCAUGGGACCCUUUAAAUCCCUUCUGGAACACUAUCUCAUCCGCACGCCUAAGCGUAACCGUGGCCACUGAGGGCCGCAGGAUAUUUGGGACGAAGAGCGGGUUUAUUGGUCUUGGACCCGAGAGCCUCGAGCAUGGUGACAAGCUUUUCCUGUUGAAUGGUGGUAACACGCCUUUCAUCCUACGUGAAUACACCCCAGAGCCCAAGAGACGUCGAUCAAAGAGAAUUUGGAACAAACUUAAACGUCCGUCUGCCAUAGAGGAUACGAGGAAUCACUACACUUUCGUUGGAGAUUGUUACGUGCAUGGACUCAUGGAUGCUGAGACAUUGGAGGAGAAUCUGAUUAGUCGAGAUAAAGUAGGAGUCUGGCAAGAAAUUUCUCUGCUAUGAGGCAUGGGGUAGUUUUGCAUCGAAUAUAACGGAUUCGGGCUAUUCGAUAUCGCACAAUGCAGUUGCAAACUACCACUCCGUGCUUCAUAGAAGCGCAUCGCCAUAACACCUUGCUUACAUCUGAUAUUCAUCACAUAAACAAG
Aaosphaeria arxii CBS 175.79 is the source of this 2657-nucleotide messenger RNA. RefSeq lists its product as uncharacterized. The record is from RefSeq and is a predicted model, not a curated record. Bases 1 to 2514 code for a protein of 837 amino acids. The transcript is spliced from 2 exons. NCBI's taxonomy places the organism in Eukaryota, Fungi, Ascomycota, Dothideomycetes, Pleosporales.